CGCAGAAGCUGCCGGUGGUGGUACAACUUCUUCUAGCAGUACAGUCCACACAUCAUCCACGUCUGCAAGAACUAAGUGGGUAGCAAAAGAACCCUUCAGUGGUCCAGGAGGCGGGGGCCCUGAUUCAAAUCGAGCUACUGCAAAUAGGACUAGUACAAGUUCUUUCAUGACUGGUAAUGCGAGUGGUGGUGGUGGUCUUGGAGUAAACAACUAUGUUGCUCCUGCUGGUUCAUCCAGUGGAACUGGAGCCUCUACCUCAGGCACAGCGGUCCGUUCCCAUUCUGUUGACGCUACAACUAUUUCUUCGACCACGUCUGCGCAUCAUCAUGGAAGCAGUGCUGCCGGAGCAAACAAUGAAAAUCAAAAUCAUCCGUCUAGUAGUUCAUCUUCAUCUAGUAGAAAUAGAGACCGUGGGGGAGGGAGUAAGAGAAGCACAACCUCCUCGACGUAUUCUACAAGUGCGAAAGACUGGACGACGUCCAGGGCAUCUAGAUCUUCACGUCGUGCUGGUAGAAGAAAUCAUCUCGAAGUCGAAGAACAAGACGAAGUGGAAGAACAAGCAGUUGCAAACCGAGAGCAGCAGCAUGCUCCUGCCGGAGGGGCUGCAAAUGGCGGUCCGCUGAUGAGGCACUCUCAAUCAUUGAACGGCUACGAUUUUCAAUAUGUAUCUUCGACUUCUGGAGAUAGAGGUGAUCAUCAAGUCGCCUCUAGCAAAGCAAGGAGCAUAGCCGCGAAUGUGCACAACGCAGAGCGUGGUCCUCAUGGUUCUGGACGCCUCUUUUCUGGAGAUCGAGAUGGAGCCUCCCCAACAACUUCUAUCUACGAUCGUCGCAGUUCUCAAGCUACUGAACACGACGAGGUACUAGAGCAUAGAAGAGGAGCAACGUCGUCAUCCUCGAGAACCGCAGGAGAGCAACAAAGGCGGCAAGAGGUGGAGGAUCCUAGAGGUGGAGGUGCAGCUGCAACUGGAAGUAGACAGCAGUAUAGCAGUAGUAGCACGACAAGAGCAUCAAGAGGAGGGCGUGGAGGGGGAGGUCAAGGAGACGAGUUUGCUCGACGCACUAUGGAUCACCACUAUGAUGGAGGAAAUUCGCAUCAUGUUGAUGACCAGUAUCACUAUCGCCGCGAGACGAAAUCUAGUAGAGCGAGUACGGCAACUGCUUCCACGACGAGAGGAGGAGGGCAUCAACGUGAACUAGACGAGAGGAGGAGGCGACGCGGUCGUGCUCCUAUAGGGAUAGAAGAGAAUGAUGAAGAUGCUGGUCAUCAAGAAGGAGAAGUAGAUAAUCAUCACUACGGUCACGGGGAAUCGUCCAGUGUAACUGACCCAGGCGGCGGGGGCGAAGGGCACCGAAGCGAUACACCUGCCUUUGGUCGUGCGCGUAGUGAGGUGGUUUUGUCUGGCGCAACGGAGGCGAGUUCGUCAUCUCAUCAUGUUAGAGGUGCAGCAUCAUCUUCUUCAGGCAGCAAGCAGCUGAAUGCAAAGAAAGGGCCGUUGACGAACGGGUUGGCGUCGUCUGGUGUAACUUCUAGCGCUGGAAUGGCC
Amoebophrya sp. A25 is the source of this 1546-nucleotide messenger RNA. NCBI's taxonomy places the organism in Eukaryota, Dinophyceae, Syndiniales, Amoebophryaceae. The record is from the annotation of a GenBank genome assembly.